This is a messenger RNA of Caenorhabditis briggsae, 1851 nucleotides long. It is a transcript of the gene Cbr-snf-1, whose product is annotated as Protein CBR-SNF-1. The coding region runs from base 1 to 1851 and encodes 616 amino acids. The transcript is spliced from 7 exons. NCBI's taxonomy places the organism in Eukaryota, Metazoa, Nematoda, Chromadorea, Rhabditida, Rhabditidae. Gene Ontology annotation, biological process: sodium ion transmembrane transport. The record is from RefSeq and is a predicted model, not a curated record. Gene Ontology annotation, cellular component: membrane.
AUGUGGUUCGAGGAGAGUAGUUGGUCGAACCUCCGACUCACGGAUAUCCAGGAGGAAUGGAGAGAUCUGUGGCCGUCAAAAAUCGAAUUUAUCACCUCAGCGAUGGCAUAUCUAUUUGCAAUGACUAACUUUUUGAAUUUGCCAAAAUUGACACUCGAAAAUGGAGGAGUUGCAUUCGCCGCAGCAUACGCCGCCGUCGUUGGAGUUCUCUGUAUGCCGACAAUGGUGAUGGAGAUGUCGAUAGGACAAGUGACUGGACGCGCGCCUGUUCUCGCUUUUUAUCAUCUGUUUCCCGUCUUCAAAGGUAUCGGCGUCGCUCAAAUCCUGUUCACCCUUGUCGUGCUGGCAUGCAUGACGAAGUUUCUCUCAACGCUUUGCCUAUUUCUCUAUUACUACUUCUGGACAUAUCAUGCCGGCCGAAACGGUCUCCCAUGGCUCAAUUGCAAGGCAUUCCCAGAAUUUGUGUCCCAACCAUGCAGAGAAGCAGGAUCAAUCACGAAUAUCACACAGAUCAUUAAUCGAUUGAACACGAUUCAAGCAGAGAGCUCGAUGAUGCAGUUCUUGACAACUCUCGAGCGACCAAGCGAAUCAAUCGCUGACUUCAAGGACUUCCAAUACAGCGUUUUGAUAGCUCAGGGAGCAGUUUGGAUUGGAGUAUUUUUUGCCGUUUGUUUCGGAGUUCGAUUCGUCGGAAAAACGGUCUCAUUCGUUAUGUCUCUUGGAUUCGCCUCUCUCAUGGCCUUCUUCAUCAGAGCUGCAACACUCGGAGGCGUUCAGGAGAUUCUUGAGAUUUACUGGAAGGCCACUGAUUGGAAUAAGCUCGCUGACUAUCAAGUAUGGAGAUUGGCUAUUGAGCAGGCGAUUCUUGGAACUGGAAUUGGUUAUGGAGCAUUUAUUACGAUGAGCAGUUAUAUGAAGAGGAACAAUAAUCUUGUUUGUGACUCGAUCUUCCUGUCCCUUUGGCACUUGAUCAUCACAUUCGUCCAAACAAUGUCUGUCAUCUGCAUCGUUGGAUUCCUCAGCAUGAAACUAGGCAUCCACCCAACGGAACUUUUGGAGACAGGAGAGGAUCAGAUGUGGUACAUGCUUGCCUACGUCUCCUAUCUUCCGAAAAUCUGGUCGGCCAUUCUUCUGACUAUUUCCAUCUGUACCAUGUUCUCCGUUCUGGUCAUUCUCUCUCUUUCUGUACUUUCCACAGUGGAAGAUGCAUUCGGAGAAAACUGGUCCAAGUGUUGCCGUCGGUUCAUUCUGGCCCUGUUCCUUUGUGGAUUCUGCUACGGGCUCACCACCUACUUUGCCACUCAGGCAGGACGCCACGCCUAUGAGUUGGCCACCAGAAGCAUCAAGUACUGCACAAUAUACUUCAUUUUGACUGCCGAGCUCUUCGCAACGGCUUGGUUCUAUUGCGCUCACAAGCUCGGAAGAGACCUUCACAACAUGAUGAGAUCAAGAUGCUGCUCGUGCUUUGGUCAUUUCUUCUUGUACUUCACAUACCUUCUCCCAGUUCUUCCAGCCGGUGUGGCGUUCCUCAACGCUCUUGACUACAAGUUCUCAACAUUCUCUGCUCCAAUCCACGAGUGGAAAUACUCGGAAUACGUUGGAAUCGCAAUUGCAAUGGUUCCAUUGUUGCCUAUUCCGUUGUACUUCUUCAUGACGAUUUUAUGCGCGUGCUGUUGCAAGGGAAAGAAUCAUCAGAAGACUUGCAAGAGAAUCCGCUCCGUCUUCGGCUCUCGUCUCCAAUCACAUCAGCGAAACGAGAAGGCUCAGCCGAUUCCGAGAUACACAUCGAACGCUCCCGGCUACUUGCUGCUACCACAGGCUCCACUUGCAGAGCCGGAAAUCUAUGCAUAA